UGUGUUCCAAGGGCAAAGGACCCCCCACAUGCGUGCGUGGGGGAUUGGUUUCGGAGCGAUUUGUAAUAAAGACGCUUCUAGGGGUCUUGCAUGAAUGGUUGUUUUUGCGGAGUGGCUUGCUUCUACUUUUUGUUUAAUGGGAAAUGUGUGGUUUGGGUCCCCUGUAUUCCGUGCGGGCUUGAACUUUGGAAUCUUCUUGGUAUUCUGUUUCUGAAGAGCUGGGUGUCUUAGGGAGGGAGAAUAUGGGAGGGGUUGGCCUAAUUUGAUGCUGGUUGAGUGACUUCCUUUGAAGGGCAUGGGAUUAGAUUAAGGCCAUUUUCAGGAAGUGGGUACGUACUAAUAAUGGAGUGAAUUUAUAUUUUUUUAUUUGUUUUGGACUGGAUUUCUGAAAGGACUAGCUUCGUUCUAUUAAAUCUAGUGAUUUGAGGCAAUUUUGCUGGUAAAUUUAGGGUGAUUCUGCAAUUUUUGUGCUGUUUUUGGCAGGUAAAUCAGAGAAGAAACCACAUUGUGGUUCUAUUUUAAGGUUCUGAUAGAUUUGGCUUGAGAAUUUUGAGUUUUGAUGCUCAUGUUUUUUUCUGGUUUGUUUUGGUUUCUUAGUGUUUCUCAAGGGAAGAGAUCGGCCGGGUUUCAAUUCUGCUCGUAUGAUUGCUCUGUUUGAAGCUAAGCGUUUAUUGGGUCUGGUUUUCUGUGUGCUAUAGUGGCCGAGGAGGGUUUGGUUUCACAUUAGCUUGGCCCUUUUCUUGAAGUUUUGAAGUACUUUUCUUUUGUGAAAAUGGCUUCCGUGAAACUUGGUACCAAAACUGAUGCAUUCCAACGGCAUGGGCAGGCCUGGUUCUGCACGACUGGGCUCCCAAGUGAUAUUGUUGUUGAAGUUGGGGAGAUGUCGUUUCAUCUUCACAAGUUCCCUUUGCUCUCUAGAAGCGGGUUUAUGGAAAGAUUAAUUGCAGAAGCAUCCGAAGAAGGAGAAGAAGGAUGUGUCGUAAACCUUCCUGACAUUCCUGGUGGGGCCAAAACGUUUGAACUUGUGGCCAAGUUCUGCUAUGGGGUGAAACUUGAACUUACUUCCUCAAAUGUUGUGUACCUCCGCUGUUCUGCGGAGCAUCUUGAAAUGAAAGAGGACUAUGGUGAAGGAAAUUUGAUUGUUCAGACUGAGGCCUUCCUGAAUCAAGUAGUUCUACAAAGUUGGAAAGACUCACUAAAGGCACUGCAAACCUGCAAUGAUGUUCUACGCCAUGCUGAAGAACUUAACAUUACAGAAAGGUGCUUUGAGUCACUGGCCACUAAGGCAUGUACUGACCCAGCUCUAUCUGGGUGGCUUGCCACUGGAGGGAGUGUGUUGUGGAAUGGGAUAAGUACAGGGGCUAGACCAAAUAAUUCAAGUUCAGAUUGGUGGUAUGAUGAUGUAUGUACUUUAAGUUUGCCGCUCUUUAAGAGGUUGAUUUCAGUCAUGGAAACUCGUGGAAUCAAACAGGAGAUUAUUGCUGGGUCCCUCACUUGCUAUGCAAAAAAGUACCUGCCAGGACUGAAUCGGCGUCAGGGAGCCAUUGAGUCCAGUAAUCGACUGGCACCUGUGGCUUUGGGGGCUCCACCAUCAGAAGAAGACCAGAAGCUUUUCCUGGAAGAGAUUGAUAGGCUACUUCCAAUGCAGAAGGGCCUAGUGCCAACUAAAUUCCUAUUUGGUCUACUUCGAACAGCCAUGAUUCUUCGAGUGAAUCCCGCUUGCAUAUCAAGUUUGGAGAAAAGAAUUGGGAUGCAGCUUGAUCAAGCUACACUGGAAGAUCUGUUGAUGCCCAAUUUCUCUUAUUCCAUGGAGACAUUAUACAAUGUUGACUGUGUGCAACGGAUUCUUGACCACUUUCUUGCAAUGGAUCAGAUUUCUGGCGGGACUUCCCCUGGUGCAAUUGAUGAUAGUCAAUUUAUCGGGUCACCUUCGUUGACACCAGUCACGAUGGUAGCCAAGCUAAUUGAUGGGUAUCUUGCAGAGGUUGCCCCUGAUGUUAAUUUGAAGUUCCCCAAAUUUCAGGCUCUUGCUGCCGCAGUUCCUGACUAUGCUAGGCCCUUGGAUGAUGGACUUUAUCGUGCAAUAGACAUUUAUCUGAAGUCACACCCAUGGUUGGUAGAGUCCGAAAGAGAACAACUCUGCAGGCUGAUAGACUGCCAGAAGUUCUCCUUAGAAGCUUGCACCCAUGCUGCACAGAAUGAGAGGCUUCCUCUUAGAAUAGUAGUUCAAGUUCUCUUCUUUGAGCAGCUUCAGCUUAGGACCUCCAUUGCGGGCUGCUUUCUGGUUUCAGAUCAUCUUGAUGGAUCAAGACAGUUAAGAAGUGGACUCGCUGGAUCUAAUGAGGGAGGCUUGGCCACAACUGUGAGGGAGAAUCAGGUUUUGAAGGUGGGGAUGGAUAAUAUGAGAAUGAGAGUAUUUGAGCUUGAGAAGGAAUGCUCAAACAUGAAGCAGGAGAUUGAGAAGUUGGGUCGCACAGAGGGUUCUAGCACGUGGGGAAGUGUUUCAAAGAAAUUUGGGUUUAAGUUGAAGUCUCAGAUGUGCAGUGCUCAAGCUGAAUCUGUUAGCAACCAGAGUAAUGGUAAUGGGAAGGUUGCGAAGUUGAAGGACAGGCAUGGAAAGCACAAGAACAAUUCAUCUCAUAAUGAUUAAACCUUUUCUAAAUUGUUAUUAUUUUGUAGUAUUUCCUCCAUAAGUUCUUAUCAUUUGUAGUUUCACUUUUUUGUUUUUAAGUUAGAAACUGAGAUUCAACCAAGUAUGAGGGAAAAGGAUGGAAAGAAAGUGUAAUUUGUAACUCCUCUCUCUAUUUUUUUGGCUAAAUAUUUGAAUUAGUUCAUUGUUUGCAGAGUA
This is a messenger RNA of Juglans microcarpa x Juglans regia, 2848 nucleotides long. Its product is annotated as BTB/POZ domain-containing protein At1g30440-like. NCBI's taxonomy places the organism in Eukaryota, Viridiplantae, Streptophyta, Magnoliopsida, Fagales, Juglandaceae. The coding region runs from base 773 to 2650 and encodes 625 amino acids. The record is from RefSeq and is a predicted model, not a curated record. The transcript is spliced from 4 exons. Gene Ontology annotation, molecular function: protein binding.